This is a messenger RNA of Papaver somniferum (opium poppy), 564 nucleotides long. RefSeq names its product gamma-secretase subunit APH1-like. NCBI's taxonomy places the organism in Eukaryota, Viridiplantae, Streptophyta, Magnoliopsida, Ranunculales, Papaveraceae. Gene Ontology annotation, molecular function: protein-macromolecule adaptor activity. The transcript has 6 exons. Gene Ontology annotation, cellular component: endoplasmic reticulum; membrane; gamma-secretase complex. The record is from RefSeq and is a predicted model, not a curated record. Gene Ontology annotation, biological process: protein processing; positive regulation of catalytic activity. Bases 1 to 564 code for a protein of 187 amino acids.
AUGGCAGGGAGCGCCAACAUAGGAGGAGGGGAAGGAGGGAAGGAUAUACCGUGGAUAAUGAACUCAGCUUCUCUGCCAUUACAAGCAUGGUGGCCGUUUGCGAUCCUCUUAGUCACUUCUGCCGGUUUUCAAGAAAUUCUAAGGGUUUUCUUCCGAAAUGUCACUGCUAACUUUAUUCUGUACAGGAAGUUGGAAGAUAUCCUGGAUACUUUUGCUGACAGAGUUUCUAAACCACACCUUUAUCUGACUGAUAAGAUGCAAAUCGCCCUUGCUGGUGGUUUGGGUCAUGGUGUGGCCCAUGCUGUCUUUUUCUGUCUAAGCCUGUUGACACCUGGGUUUGGUAAGGAAACAUUUUACGUUGAGAGGUGCUCACCGAUGCCAUUUUUUCUCGUCUCUGCCUGGUUUUCUUACAUAAUUUGUUACCUCCACACGUUCUCCAUGGUUAUAGCUUUCAAUGGGUACGCAGAAGGGAACAAAUCAGACCAAAUAUUCGUCCCAGCAGUUCAUCUAAUUGCAGUAUCAAUGGUUUUCCUUUUUUUUUCCUAUGAUUUAAUACUGUACUGA